AUGGCUCCGACACGCAUAUCGUUAGCUCAACAAAUUGCUCAGCUUGAGGAACCCGCUCCUGCCGAUUAUGACCCAGAAGAUUUACAAUCGCAGGGAGCUGAAAUAAAUGAUGAUAUGCGCAUAGAUUUAACGGGGUCUCGGGAACAUUACGUCGAUGUGGGGCCAAGUGAUCUUCGAAACAAAUUACCUAGCAUUGCCCAUCCAAAGUACGAGGGUAUACGGGUAUCGAGGAGUCAACUGCUACAGGACUCUGACGAUGGACAUGAAGAUGAAGAAGAAGAAGAAAAAGAAGAAGAUGGACAGGAUGGAGGACAAAAAGAGCGGGAAGAUGACAAUGACGAAAUUCCUUCAGAAAAUAGCGAAAAUGAGGGUAGCCAGAACUGGGAAUCAGCGGAUCGGGAACCCUCAGAGAGCGAAGCAGAAGAAAGUGAGGAUUCUGAAGGAGAAACGUCUAUCUCUAAAUCCUCUCAGCAACGACAAACCGAAGUGGGACGAGAGAAUUUUGAGGAUCUAGCCUCAACCCUGAAAAAGACUAGAGAGAAUGACUUGACAAAAGGGCAAGCAAUCAAAAGGCAGAUAGCUGUCUGGGAUACCCUUCUUGAUACGCGAAUUCGUCUUCAAAAGUCAAUAUUAUCUGCAAACAGACUUCCCCCACCUUCAGAAAUAAAGGCAUAUCUUCAAGACGCAUCAUGUUAUGAUGCAAUUUCAGGAUUCCUGAACGAAGCUUCAUCAUUGGCAGACGAAAUUUUAGAGUUACAAGAAAAUCUUUUAAAACAAAAUAACAUUGUUGAAUUGCCACCUCGGAAACGCCGAAGACUGGACGCCGAAGCGCCUUCCAUCGAGGAGUACAGUGAUUCAGUUUCCGCUGCUUCAGCGAAUGUCGUCGUCUUAGAACAAGUUUUCCACCCAUACCUCCUUCAGACAUUAUCCAAAUGGUCAUCGAAAAUCCAAGCAGUCGCUCCUUCAGUGCUCCUACCCUCUAACCGUGGGACCUUUUUGAAAGGAUCACAAAGUCUGAAAUCUGUUGUCCAACUCAUUGACGAAAACCUUGCCGAGCAUGACAAACUCUUGGCUCGCACCCAAGUGGCAAGAGUUAAGAAGUCGAGGAUUGGUGCGAAUCAACAAGAAACGGACAAAGAUGAAGAAGAUGCACUGGAUGCUGAAGUAUUCGACGAUACCGACUUUUAUCAGAAAUUAUUGAGAGAUAUAAUUGAUUCCCGGGGUAAUGGAACGAAGAACGAAGAUUGGAUGGUCAUUCAGAAGCAGAAGAAGGCAAAGAAGAAAGUUGACACCAAAGCGAGCAAAGGACGAAAGCUUCGAUACGAGGUUCAUGAGAAACUUCAAAAUUUUAUGGUCCCGGUUCCCAAUUCGGCUGGUGCAUGGCACGAAGAACAAGUUGACGAAUUAUUUGCUUCUCUGCUAGGAAAAGGAUUUGAGGGUAUUGAGAUAAAUUCUGAAGAUGUCCCAGUAGAUAAACCUGUUGAACUUGGUGGAUUCAGGGUGUUUGGCCCCUCAAGAUAUCGAAAGUGUUUAACACAUCCCGCAGUACAUAACUUUCGUUCGACGAUAAAGGUCCCUUCUACACCACGAAUAUUGUCCAUACGCCUCCGUAUUAAGGAAUUUGUCGUCGUUGCUUCAUUUCGACUCCAGAGCCUACCACGUACAGUGAACACUAGUCUAUCAGUCUGCCGAAAUUCGAGUCCACAAUCUGGAAAUAUGAACGCCCUGGAUGAUUACGAAGAGCAAAAUCCGUUUGAGCACGAAGGGGCCGACCAUAUCACAUCGGAGACGUCGUCAACGUCCCAAGUAGGUCUCUAUGAACCGCCAUCUCCUCCUCAUACUACACGACAGCUUUCUCCUUCAAUAUCUAACCGACCACCCUUUCCGAGCCCUGGGUCGCACAAGCAAGCCCAUGUCAACUACAAAACGGACUUUUGCUGCACUCGCGACCGUGUCCUUCAUUCUGGCGAUGACGUUGAAAUCCUGAUCAUUGACGCUCAGAAAACUUCUGUUAAUUCUAACUCACCAUAUAUAACAUACGUCAUCCGGACAGGAAAUGCAGAGGCUCGGCACAGGUACUCUGAGUUUGAGAGUCUCCGAGAGAAUUUAUCUCGACUAUACCCCACUCUUAUCGUGCCACCAAUUCCCUCGAAGCAAACAAUCGGCGAUUAUGCUGUGAAGCAAGGCAAGGCUAAAGAAGACGCAACUCUCAUUUCGAAGAGGAAGCGACUGCUUCAGACAUUUUUGAAUCGCCUCGCACGACACCCAAUUCUUUCAAACGAACACGUCUUCCAUCGCUUCCUUGAUGGAGAGGUAUCCUGGGCGGAAGUACUGAACUCACCUCCGUUAUCCCUUCUUCCUAAAAACAUAUUGAAAGCUCCUUCACACAAUCCUACAGAUCAGAAUGCUUCCCCAGCUUAUGCUGCUCUCCCUAAUCCCUCGUCUGCGCAUCCACUUCGUCACCCCGAUCAACGCUUCCUCGAUUCCGAAGCUUUCACUCACAAAUUUGCAAAUCAUGUUGGAGGUCCAAUGGAAAAGGUUACUCGUCGUGUUGUGAAGAGAUGGUCAGAUUAUGCACAAGACCAUGCAGAUCUUGGUGCUGCUCUCAAUGGAUUCAGUUUAAAUGAAGCAGAUGCCUUGGCCAGCGCGAUUGAGAAAACAGGACAAGCUGUGGACGCUACGUACAUGUCAACGACCAAAUUGUUGCAAGACCUGGAGCAAAACUGGGCUGAGCCAUUACACGAGUACACCCAAUUUGCGGCUAUUAUUAAGAAACUCCUCGCUUACCGUCAUCAGAAGCAUGUACAAUAUGAGAUGACACAGGAUGCCCUCGAGACAAAGAAGGAGCAAUUGGAAGACCUUGAGAAGAGUGAGCGUGAAGCACGACGAUUGGAGGAGGCACUUGGAAGAGGGAGGAUUAACGGAUCGGGGCCUCCAGUCAAUCCAAGAUCUGAAGGAGAAACAGAAGAUAACGGGGAAGGUAGUACGCCGAAUCUUAACUCAUCUUACCUGCCACCGCACCCCGGACCCAACCCUGCACGUCGAAGAACAAAAACGCCUGGGAUGGGUCUACUGAAUGCAUUGAGCUAUACAUUGCACGGUAUGAUGGAUGUGGAUCCCGAAACUGCACGCCGGAAUGGAAUAACAAAAACGCGAGAAAACAUCUCCCAGCUGGAAGAUGCACUUCAUCUAGCGGCCCAGGAUCUCAAGUAUUCUAGCUCCACCAUCCAGGCGGAUUUAGACCGUUUCCAGCGCCAGAAAGUAGCAGAUUUAAGAGAGAUGGCUAUAUCUAUGGCUCGGAGUCACAGAGAUUGGUGCAAGAAAAAUCUGGAUGCUUGGGAAGAAGCCAAAAGAGAGAUUGAGAAGAUACCUGAUCAUCCCAACAAAGCUCCGCCACCUGCUGAAAUACCUGAAGGGCCUUCUGCGAGAAGGAACUCAUCCUCCACCGUCAAUGGGCGCUGA
Psilocybe cubensis is the source of this 3462-nucleotide messenger RNA. RefSeq lists its product as uncharacterized. The transcript has 19 exons. The record is from RefSeq and is a predicted model, not a curated record. Lineage: Eukaryota; Fungi; Basidiomycota; Agaricomycetes; Agaricales; Agrocybaceae. Gene Ontology annotation, molecular function: phosphatidylinositol binding. Gene Ontology annotation, cellular component: nucleus. Gene Ontology annotation, biological process: retrograde transport, endosome to Golgi. Bases 1 to 3462 code for a protein of 1153 amino acids.